AUGUUUAAGGUCAGAAAACUCAAUGACACUCAUACAUGCUCCCUAGAAAUCAUUUAUGAAGACCAUCCUCAGGCAACAAGUGACAUAAUUGCUGAUUGCAUCAAACGAAGGAUCAUAAACCCCAAAAGAAACUACAAACCAAAUGACAUUGUUGAAGACAUAGCAGAAGAUUAUAGUAUCUCCAUCUCCUACCACAAAGCAUGGAGAGCAAAAGAAAAAGCUACUUUCGACGUUAAAGGUAGCCCAUAUGAUUCAUACAAUGAAAUCCCUGGCUUCCUAUACAUGAUUCAAAAAUGCAACCCAGGAACAAUAACAGAUCUUGUACAAGAUGAUGAGCGGAGAUUCAAAUACUGUUUCUUUGCAUUAGCAUCUUCUAUCAAAGGCUGGAAUCACUGCACACCAAUAAUAGUUGUGGAUGCAACUUUUUUGAAGAAUGCAUAUGGAGUCGAUUCAGAAAAUGAUGCGUCAUGGCAAUACUUCAUGGAUAAACUCAAACAAACAUAUGGGGAACGGGAAGAGCAAUGCAUAAUUUCAGAUAGACAUGAAAGUAUCGCCAAAUCAGUGAAAAUGAUAUUUCCCAACUUGAUGCAUGGGGUAUGUUGCUUCCAUCUAUUCCAAAAUAUAAAAUCAAGAUUUAGAAAAGGAGGAGAUGAGCUGAGAGAUGCAUUCUAUUGUGCAGCAAAAGCAUAUAAUCUUGCUGAUUUUGAAGGAUUCGUGAAAGAAAUAGACACCAUAGACAACCGAAUUCGUCCUUACUUGACAAAUGAAGUUGGCCUCAAUAAAUGGACAAGGGUUUAUAGCACAAACAAGCGUUACUCAACAAUGACCUCAAAUAUAUCAGAAUCAGUGAAUUCAGCCUUGAAAGAAGUAAGAGAGUUACCCAUUGGCACACUACUAGAAUGUCUACGCUGCUUGGUUCAAAGAUGGAGUUGGACAAACAAAAAUAGAGCUCUUGCUACACUCACAACACUAGCAAAAGGACCAGAAAAGGAACUCAAAGACAAAUUAGAUCGCAGUAAAAAAUUGCAGGUUGAAACAUCAAACCAUGCCAUAUAUACAGUCAAUGAGUUAAAAAGUUCAUACAUAGUAGACAUUCAAAAAAAGACAUGCACAUGUCAAAGAUUCCAAUAUGACGAAAUGCCAUGUUCUCAUGCAAUGGCAGUAAUAUCAAAAAGACACUUCAAAUGCUACAAUUUCUGCUCUUAUUUCUACACAAAACAAGCCUUCCUUGCAACAUACGAAGAAACUGUGUUUCCAAUAGGUGACCGAGACUCAUGGGAGUUACCUGAUCAUAUUAGACAAAUUGAAGUACUGCCACCAAAGCACAAAAGACCAGCAUGA
Messenger RNA from Cannabis sativa, 1341 nucleotides. RefSeq lists its product as uncharacterized. The transcript is spliced from 4 exons. Bases 1 to 1341 code for a protein of 446 amino acids. The record is from RefSeq and is a predicted model, not a curated record. Lineage: Eukaryota; Viridiplantae; Streptophyta; Magnoliopsida; Rosales; Cannabaceae. Gene Ontology annotation, molecular function: zinc ion binding.